This is a messenger RNA of Hermetia illucens (black soldier fly), 3570 nucleotides long. RefSeq names its product cytoplasmic dynein 2 intermediate chain 1. Gene Ontology annotation, biological process: intraciliary transport. Gene Ontology annotation, cellular component: cytoplasmic dynein complex. The coding region runs from base 1 to 3282 and encodes 1093 amino acids. Gene Ontology annotation, molecular function: dynein heavy chain binding; dynein light chain binding. NCBI's taxonomy places the organism in Eukaryota, Metazoa, Arthropoda, Insecta, Diptera, Stratiomyidae. The record is from RefSeq and is a predicted model, not a curated record. The transcript has 3 exons.
AUGAGAGCCUAUGAUAACAGUGCAAUCUACAUUCGGGAAGGAGCGCUAUUUGUAAUUACAUCAAAGCGACAUGACACCACUUCGAAACCAAAAGUCCCCCCUGCUUCAACAUCGACAAAAAAACCGACAAUCCCUUCAAAAAACUUACAAAAGCCCACAGAAGAGAAAAACAAACUCGUAAAACCAACAUCGCUUACAAAAUCACAAGUAUCCAAACCAACAGUAGGAAAAACGAUAUCAACGAAACCAGCUGCAAAGGCACCAACUUUAACAAAGGCAUCUGAAUCCACCAAUAAAUCCAGAACGCAACCUUUACGAGCGAAGCACAGUAUUGGCACCUUAAAUUCGUCCAAACCCCCGCAACAAGCAAUAGCAAAACACAAUGUUAUGAACACAGUGCACAAUGUAACGGUGUCGUCCCCACCCCCAGAAAAGCGAGAAAUGCCAAAGCCCACAGAGGCUCAAAAUGGACGAGAACGUACAAAGACACGAACCUUACAGCCAGAAGAGAUAGUUAUCUUGAAACAACAGAUCGGUUCAGCUCCAAAAAGCUUGGACCUACCAACGAAGCAACCACACAGCAAUAAUGUUCAAAAUGGCGCUCAUUUUAAUCUAGAUUUACCUGAACCUCCAGUUAAGGAAUCAGUGGCUUUUGAAAUUUUGUUCGAUGGAGACCAAAAUGAAGACAAAUCAAAAUCAAAGGAGAAGCCGAAAGAGAAUUUGAUUGCAAAGUCUGAAAAAAAUGUUCCUAAGAAACCUGCGGAGAGUCUUAGGAGUAAUACUGCUAAGGUGGCUCCCAAAGAAAAGGAAGAAGAUAAAAAACCUGAAGACAAGCCCAAGAAUGAAGCGCAAGGAAUGAGUCCUAGCCCAUCAAGUCAAACAGAAGAUGCCGAUUAUGAAGAUGAUUUUGAAUCCUACGAAUCUGAUUUCGAGACCGGAUCCUCAUCAUCCGAGCCCCCUAGCCACAAUACUGAAGAAAAUUCUCAGAGUGACAGUCCCGACUUAUCUGAACCAGAGGAAUCAAGUGAAGUGUCAGAGGAGACACAGCUCCCAAUCACAGUAAUCCACAGAGAUGACGAAAGAAAGUUAGACUCAGGAAGCUAUGACAUGAAUUCGAGGAAACUUCUUCUGCAACAACACCAACAACAGUUGGAUAGCAUCGACACAAGCACGGCGAACUCAGAACAACUAGACUCUGGUAUUAGCUACAGUGCUCCGAACAGUUCCCUGCAGAGGAGUUCCAUCGAGCCACAACCACCUCCGAUUAUUAAAAAGAUUUCGAAACGGGGUCAAGAGCUUAUGUCAAAAAUUCAAUUUGAUGAUGUUACGUUUGUGCUUUUUGAUCUCAAACCUGUCAAUUAUGAAUAUUAUAUGAAAAUCUACGGGAACUAUAAUAGCACCCAAAUGUCUACACAAACCAAUGAUGACCGUUUGGAGACGAGCAUACAAACAGACGCGCUAGUAACUAGAUCGAUAUGGACCCAGCAUCCCCCUCAAUUCGAUUUAGAAUUUAUGCGUGCAAAUGAUUUCCGCAACCUGAAUAAUGCCUGUGGAGAGUUUGAAUCCGAUUCGCUUAACAUCAAUAAUAUUGAAGAUCCUUUGUCUAGAAGUUUAAGCGCAAUGAGUAGAUUUCGUUCAGCACGAAUCAGAUCAGCACCAAAAUCUAGUCAAACAGAUUUCAUCCAACUCAACGAUUUUCUCCACCGAACUGAGUUCACAUUAGCCUCUAUUCUGAAUAAACCCUCAGUGCGUAAAAAUCUCCACAAUUCAAAUAUAACCAUUACUCAAGGAUAUUACAAUCUAAAUUCACGCUUUCUGAGUGCAACUAGGGUGACAAAACUUUAUUCUAAUCCGAGGUCAAAUUUACUUGUAAUAGUGCAUGACGAUGUGGAGAGUGUAUACAGUGGAGACUUUCGAAAUUUACUAUCUGUUUGGAAUAUAACUGAACCGAAGAACCCGUUCAAGUUGUUAUCUACAUGGAGUAAAGUUUGCAGAGCUGAAAUCUGUGCAGAACUGCAAGAUGUGAUAGUAGCUGGAUUGGAAGAUGGGUCAAUUGCGUUGUGGGAUCUGAAAGAAUCGUACAGUUUUGGUGUUCAGUUUGGAGAUGGUUCCUGCUAUUUUCCUCCGACACAGACCAUAACACCAUGCCUGGGAAUGGAAGAAUUGAUUUUGAGUGACAUUGGAAUUGUGAUUGAUGUUAGAGCGUUUCGAAGUAGUCAUCAGUUGAGUAGGCUGCAAGUUUAUCGACCGAUUCAGUUCGCUUCACUCCACGACUCAGGCAUUCUAACUAUUUGGACGCUAGUCAAUCUCGACGACACCAAAUGGACUUUUCUGCGACCAAACAAAAUCGACAACUCCAAAAUGGAAUACAACUCACCUUCGGCUCGGUUCAAACUCACCCAAAGUGCAGUCUACAACUUACGUGAUUACCUAAGUCAAAAAAUGUCACGGCCUAAAUCAAGCUUUGAUAAAACCAGGUCAUAUUUCGAGAAUGACCUUUUCAGUGAUAAUGCACUAAAGGAAUUACAAGAAACCAACAAUAAACCCUCUUCAGAUUUGUCAGGACUGAGGUUCACAGGAUUCGAUGUUGGAAUUGAAAGGAUAUACAUUUCCACGAACCGUGAUUUUAUCAUAUCAUGUACGAAAACCCUGAAACCGGAAAAGUUCAGGAAAAUUGUUUUUGAAAAUAGUAAAGGUCUUUUCGCAACUGCUCUGAAAUUGCUCUGGAGUGAGGAAUACCUGAUAGUUGGUUUUUCAAAUGGAUCCGUAGUUGUCUAUAAUUGCAAUCAGCAAAAACCACAGAAAUACGAGAAUGGUCCAUCGGAGGAUAAUUCCGCGUGCCCAACACCUUUAGGGGAACCCAAUAAGACCUAUCAAGCGGACACUGGGAAAUCUUGUGCCAUUCAAAACAUAGUUCGAAAUGAAAGAACACCUUAUGAGGAUCGACCUGACAGUUGCAUGACCAACACAAGGCCGACUACCGCUUUAGAUGGGAGCUCCAAGACUCAUGCGAGCAAACUUUUCGAUAAACAGGUUCUUCUGGGAGGAACUGUGCUGCGAAAGGAUCUUGUUAACACCAUAGAAGUCACGAACGAUGGAAAUAGAUUGCUAGCCCUAAUGGAUGGAAAUCUGAGGAUUUAUGAUUUCUCUACGAACUCGGAAGUACACUGCAAUACUAGUGAGACGAUAGUUGAAAUUGGACUGACCAAGGAGACUUUCUGCCGCCAGAAUUUAGCUUUGCUCACUAAGGACGAGGACGUGCAAGUUCACAUAGUCAAAUAGCUAAAGCGCAACUUAGGACUAAUAAAUUUCGUUAAUGAUACUUUCUAGUCACUUUAUCACUUACUUGAAAAUGUUGGCUGACACUCGACCAUAAAUUUGAAGCAAAGGUCCUUGAAGCUCAACAUAUUUUCGCGAUAACUUAUAAAAGGGCGAUCUUUGCCUCAAGUUCAUGCUCGUGAGCUCUGAGCCUUGAAAAGAUUAUUAUUGUUAUAUGAAAGCAAAACUAACUCGUAUUUUAUGACUCAACUUAAUAAUAAAAGAUUGUUAGAAAAAAGCGGCAUAAAACGC